GCCACCAUACCUUUUCUGGUAAGACAGCCCCAUGUCAUGGUGCUGCUAAGCACUGUUAAGCACUUCGUGUUCAUCGCUCGACCCCGGGCCAAUCGAAUCGAAUCUUCUAACUCCAGAGGCUUAGCGGGAAAAUGCAAAGAGGUACCUACAUGUACGGUAAGCGUUUUAGUGGUAACCCCCGUUAGCGUGAGCCCAUCAUCUCGUCUUUUCGUAUUCACUUUAUCCUUACCUUAUCCUUCCUUUCGUCCCAAAUCCUUUCCCACCCUCUCGUUUCUCCUCGAUGAAUUGACAAAACCUCAUUUUUCCCUCAUCGUUAAACCUGUCGUUCGCUUUAAUAUACGCCCCCCUCAACUAACUCACCACAACAUUCGCUUGGUUUUGAGUAAUAAUUCCCCUCCUCUCCCGAUCACCGUCCGAAUACGCUUGUUAAGGGAAUCCGAAUUUGUUGCGUUUUUGUACCGUUUUCCCCAGCAUCCACACCACCUCGUAUCAACAACGGGAGGAAAAUAGGGGCGAUCGAAGUAACCGAAGCGGCAGCGGCGACAACGCGAGCAACUAAUUUUCUCGUUCACGUUCACGAUCAAUUUUGAAAGAGAGGAAAUAAUAGAAGUCAUCAUUGGAUUUCCGAGUGUUUAUUUAUUUGUGGCGUUUUUUAUUUAUUUAUAAUUAUUCCCUGCACCACAUCGGAUUUAAUCGGCUUGUUAAACGUCACCCUCCCUUCUAUCGGGCAGUCCAUCGUUUUGAAUCAAGAUGAAGGGUGCACAGAGUCUUAGUCAAUUUUUGACCCUCGCCCUCGCUUUAACCCCUCUAACGUCGGCAUGGCCUGGUUGGCUUCCUGAUGUAGACACGCUUGUAGUUCGACAAGACGACUCGUCGCCCGAUGCCUCGGCUACACCCACAGAAACUUCUGCACCUGCCGACAAAGAGAGCUCUGUGCCGCCGACGAAAACGACGGACGACAGCAAGGCUACCAAAGCACCCGAAUCAGACAAACCCCAGACUACAAACCUUAACACUGCUUCGGCGAACCCCCAUAGCAAUAGCACCGCCAAGCCCACGCAUAAGACGUACGAUGCUAUGGACCCAGCCGGCGGCGUCGCCAUGAUCACGCCGGCCACCACGGCGGGAACGACGCUUUACAGGAUCGGGGACCCGACGCCGAUCACCUGGGUCUGGAACUACACCUCGCUGCAGGGCACGCCCACAGCCAUCGACGUGCUGGUCUCGUGCUCCACGGCCUCCCAGACCUGGACCCUGACGCAGAACAUGACGUUCGAGCCGACGGCCACCUUCACCUGGGACACGGAGAAGUACUCGGAGAGCGCGGUGGCCAGCCCUUUGUUAGUUGCGCAGUACACCCUGCUGAUCCACGACUCGGACUCUUCCGUCGACGCGACCGCCGAAGCCGGCUACCUCGCCCCCUUCGACGGCUUCCAGUUCGGCCUGUACACGGCCCGGCCGUACGAGGAUCUCGGCGAAUGGAAGUGCGCGACCUGCAGCGGCGCGCUGGGAGACGUCGACCGCCAGGCUAUCGGUUUCGCGAUAACCAUGAGCAUCAUCACCGUUCUUAGUUUCACGUGGUACGUGACGGGAAUUGCUGCGUUGCUGUAGUCAGUUCCGGUUAGUUUUACAGUUGCUAUUACUACUACUACUACUAAUGCCACGGUCUACUGCUCAUGAGGAUGCAGUAAAAUGGAGAAAGAGAAAGAGAGACAUGGGUAAAUUUCUGACUGCAUAUAUUUCGGAAAAUACGAGACAGGAUCUUAAUGAAGAGAGGAAGAGAAAGAAGAAGAGAUAGAGAGAGGGAGAGAAAGAGAGCAAAGUUUUUCAAGCACGGCAAAUCCAUCCGUCUAAUCUAUCUGGGGUUUUUUAAAGUUAAGGAUACAAACCAUCAUCAUGCAGUGGCGUUUUUUGUUAAUAAUGAAUUGAGGAGAACUCUUUCCGGCACGGAUUUCAAAAAAUGGCGAAAGAUCUAUUUACUUAUUUACCUACAUUCUAUUUACAUAGAACAUCUUACGGCAUCGGAACUAUGUAGCUCUUAAUGACAACACACACACACACACACACACACACA
Daldinia caldariorum is the source of this 2074-nucleotide messenger RNA. RefSeq lists its product as uncharacterized. The transcript has 2 exons. Bases 751 to 1611 code for a protein of 286 amino acids. The record is from RefSeq and is a predicted model, not a curated record. Lineage: Eukaryota; Fungi; Ascomycota; Sordariomycetes; Xylariales; Hypoxylaceae.